Peromyscus leucopus (white-footed mouse) is the source of this 10165-nucleotide messenger RNA. It is a transcript of the gene Xirp2, whose product is annotated as xin actin binding repeat containing 2. Gene Ontology annotation, molecular function: actin filament binding. Lineage: Eukaryota; Metazoa; Chordata; Mammalia; Rodentia; Cricetidae. The record is from RefSeq and is a predicted model, not a curated record. Gene Ontology annotation, cellular component: focal adhesion; stress fiber. Gene Ontology annotation, biological process: actin filament organization; actin cytoskeleton organization.
CCAGGCAGAUGAUUCUGCGAAAGAUUCAGACCUGACAAGUGAAGAAACAUCUCUGCACAAGAUGUCACCCAAGAGUGGCCAUAGCCACAGUGUUGAAGUGACCUCCAACCUUACAAAGCCAGGAGAAGCCAGUACUGCUUGGAGUGAGGGCGGCGAGGGCGAAUCUGAACUCCUGGAGGCACUCUCCCUGAAGGAGCGGAUGGCAAGAUACCAGGCAGCUGUUUCCAGGGGUGACACCCGCAGCUUCUCAGCUAAUGUCAUGGAAGAAUCUGAAGUGUGCACAGUGCCUGGUGGUUUAGCCAAGAUGAAGAAACAAUUUGAAAAGGAUGAAGUGACUUCAACCUGUAAUGGUUUUUCUGAGUAUCAAUACCAACACCAGAGCAGAUCUGAACAGGAAGCAAUCCACAGCAGUCAAGAAAUGAGAAGGAAUGAACAAGAAGUUUCUGAAGCAUAUGGAACUGAUGUCUUCAAAACAGAAAUGAUAUCACAUCUUGAAAAGCAUACUGAGGAAAUAAACCAAGCUUCACAGUUUCAUCAAUAUGUUCAAGAAACAGUCAUUGAUACACCUGAGGAUGAAGAGAUUCCUAAGGUUUCUACUAAGAUUUUAAAAGAGCAAUUUGAAAAGUCUGCCCAGGAAAAGUUUCUCUACUCUGACAAAGAAACAACAACUCCAUCCAGGUGUAUAAAGAUGAAAAAUGACAGUGAAGAACCCUUAAAGCCAUCAUCAGCUGUGGCUACCUCUUCUUCUUACACUUCAACCAGUCAGAGGAAGGAAACGUCAGCCUCAAGUUACAGUAAUCACAGUGUCACUUCAGCAUCCCUGGCACAAGUUAAUGGCACCCCUUCAGGGAAGAUGGAAGAAUUUCCUCCUCCCCCACCUGAUGCACUUCAAACACUAGUGGAUGUGACAGCAUUUUCCCAGUCCCCUGUUCCCAGUCCCCCUAGGGGACUACCAAUCCCCAAAGAUUUAUAUUCCAAACGAAGAAAUUUGUAUGAGUUAAACCGUUUAUAUAGACAUAUCCAUCCCGAGUUACGAAAAAACUUAGAGAAAGACUACAUCAAUGAGGUUUCUGAAAUUGUUUCUAGCCAGAUAAACUCAGGAAACUCAGGUUCAGCAGAUGUACAACAAGCUCGGUGUAUUUUUGAAAACACAAAUGACAGUUCUCAAAAGGAUCUGAACUCAGAAAGAGAAAACCUGGAAUGGGAUGAAAUUCUGAAAGGAGAGGUGCAGUCAAUGAGAUGGAUUUUCGAGAAUCAACCAUUAGAUUCUAUCAACAAUGGUUCUGCAGACGAAGGGUACACUUCCAAGACUGUUGCUGACCAAGAACUCAUUGCUGGUGGUGAUGUGAAGUAUACUACUUGGAUGUUUGAAACUCAGCCAAUAGAUGCCCUGGGGGUCCCUUCUGCUGGCACUGAAGGAAACACGGAGAAGAUUCCUGAGCUAGCUAGAGGAGAUGUUUGCACAGCAAGGUGGAUGUUCGAAACAAGGCCUUUAGACUCAAUGAACAAAAUGCACCAAAGCCAAGAAGAAGCAGCAUCUACUGCUAUAAAUGGCAUAACUGGGGGAGACGUCAAGACCGUAAGAUACAUGUUUGAGACUCAACACCUAGAUCAACUUGGACAGCUUCACUCCGUGGAUGAAGUUCACUUAUUACAACUCAGAUCUGAACUCAAAGAAAUUAAAGGAAACGUCAAGAGAAGCAUAAAGUGCUUUGAAACGCAACCAUUGUAUGUCAUCAGAGAUGGUUCAGGCCAAAUGCUAGAAAUCAAAACGGUACAGAAAGAAGACAUCGAAAGGGGGGAUGUGAGAACAGCACGUUGGAUGUUUGAAACACAGCCUUUGGACACAAUUAACAAAGAUAUCACAGAAAUUAAGGUUGUUCGAGGAAUAUCCAUGGAAGAAAAUGUCAAAGGUGGGGUGAGUAGAGCAAAGUGGUUAUUCGAGACACAACCCCUGGAGAAAAUCAAAGAAGAGUCAGAAGAGGCUGUCCUUCAAAAAGAAGCAAUCAUAGGUACAGAUGUUUCUAAAAAGUGUUGGAUGUUUGAAACACAGCCAUUAGACAGUCUAAAAGAAGUUCCUGAUGCAGAUACUGUAUCAGCUGAAGAAAGAAUAGGAGGUGACGUAAAAACCACCAAACAUCUAUUUGAAACACUUCCAAUAGAGGCUCUAAAAGACAGUCCUGAUGUUGGAAAACUUCAAAAAAUCACUGCCUCUGAAGAAGAAAAGGGAGAUGUGAAGCACCAGAAGUGGGUCUUUGAAACUCAACCUUUAGAAGACAUUAGAGAAGAUAAGAAAGAGUAUAUAAAAACAGUGAGGCUGGAAGCAGUUGAUAGAGGCAAUGUAAAGAACUAUACACAUAUCUUUGAAGCCAACAAUUUAAUUAAGGUUGAUGCAUCACAUCAAAUUGAGGUGGAAGGAGUCACCAGAGGCACCGUGGAGUUGAAUAAAUCUCUCUUUGAGACAAUCCCACUGUAUGCUAUUCAAGACCACCUUGGAAAAUACCACCAAGUGAAGACAGUCCAGCAAGAAGAAAUCCUAGCAGGAGAUGUGAGAAGCUACAGGUGGCUUUUUGAAACAAGGCCCAUUGACCAAUUUGAUGAAAGCCUUCAUAAAUUUCAGAUAAUUAGAGGAAUAUCUGCUGAAGAAAUACAAGCAGGGAGUGUGAAAUCUGCUAGAUGGUUGUUUGAAACUCAGCCCCUUGAUUCAAUUAAAUAUCUUAGCAGCGAGGAAGAAACAGAAAGCAAAACUGAACAAACUACAGAUAUUGUUAAAGGGGAUGUCAAAACCUGUAAAUGGCUAUUUGAGACCCAGCCAAUGGAGUCUCUUUAUGAAAAGGUUUCCUUGAUGACAAACACUGAAGAUAUUCACAAAGGUGAUGUCCAAAGCUGUACCUGGCUUUUUGAAACUCAGCCACUUGAUACUAUAAAAGAUGACUCUGAAGCAACAGUCAAACUUCAAACUGUAAAGCAGGAGGAGAUCCAAGGUGGGGAUGUUCGGACAGCAUGUUUUCUCUUUGAGACAGAAAAUCUGGACAACAUACAAGGGAAUGAAGGGAAAGAAACCAAGCCUGUGGAGAUGGAUAUACAAGCUGGGGAUGUCUCUGGCAUGAAGUAUAAGUUCGAAAAUCAGCCCUUAGAUUCAAUCAGUUGCAGUUCAGAGGAUGUUUUGAAUAAGAUCAAAACCCUAAAAACCGAAGACAUUCAGAAAGGCAAUGUGUUACAUUGUAGGUGGCUAUUUGAAAACAAACCCAUUGAUAUGAUAAAAGAAAAUCAAGAAGGUGAUGGAUUGGUUAAAACAGUGACAGACAUACAAGGUGGAAAUGUGAGAAAGGGCUGCUUCGUUUUUGAGACAUUCUCUUUGGAUGAGAUUAAAGAAGAAUCUGAUGGCACCAGUACCAGGGAAACAAACACUGAAGAAGUAAUAAAAGGUGACGUAAAAAGCUACAAAAUGCUCUUUGAAACACAGCCACUCUAUGCAAUUCGAGAUCAAGAAGGGUUUUAUCAUGAAGUAAAAACAGUUAAAAAAGAAGAAGUAAUUCAUGGAGAUGUACGGGGAACAAGGUGGCUCUUUGAAACAAAACCAUUAGACUCCAUUAAUGAAUCAGAAGAUGUGUAUGUCAUUAAAUCUGUCACUCAGGAAGACAUUCAGAAGGGGGAUGUGACUUCUGUCAGGUACAGAUUUGAAACUCAGCCACUGGAUCAGAUUUCAGAUGAAUCCCAUAAUAUUGUGCACACUGUUGACUAUAUUCAAGGAGGCAAUGUGAAGAUGGGUAAACAAUUCUUUGAGUCUGAAAAUAGUGACAAGAAGAAUUAUAUCAGAACAGUAAGUGUCAAUGAAAUACAAAAGGGCAAUGUUAAGACUUCUACUUGGCUCUUUGAAACUCAUAGCAUAGAUGAGCUGGGAGAAGGAUCUGGAUAUGAAAAUAUCAAGACUGUCACCCAGGAAGAGGUGCAGAAAGGUGAAGUUAAGAAUGCAGUGUGGCUUUUUGAAAAUCAAACAUUGGAUUCCAUUAAGAAAGUAGAUGAAAGUGCUGCAAAAAUGACCAAAGAAGAAAUUCCUCCAUCCGAUGUCAAAACAACGACGUGGCUGUUUGAAACAACACCUAUUCAUGAAUUUAAUGAAACUAGAGUAGAGAAGGUAGAAAUUAUUGGCAAAAGUAUCAAGGAAACACUGGAAAGCCUCCACUCUCAAAGAGUUAUUGAAGCUCCUGGAAUUAUCAUUGAAGCUGAUGAAGUUGGGGAUGUCCGAAUGGCAAAAUACAAGCUCAUGAACCAAACAACUCCAGAGAUACAAAAGGAAGAUGUUAUCAGAGCUGAUCUCAAAAGCAUAAUGAUGAAUUUACUUUCCCAAAGAGACUGUACAAAGAAAGAGAUAUUUGUCAGUGAAGAGGAGAAGGGAAAUGUCAAUUUGACUAAAACUCAAUUAUUAAACAGAUCAACUGAAUUUUAUGCUGAAAAAGAAGAGAUAGUGAAAGGGGAUGUAAAACAAGCAAUAACAAAUCUGUUCUCAGAGGAAAGAUGUGCAAAGAAAGGAAUCUUAAUUCAGGAAGAUGAAAAAGGAGAUAUUAACAUGACUAUUUAUUGUCUUCUGCAUGAAAAUGCUGGUGACAAGAUUGAGCGUGAAGACAUAAUAGGAGGUGAUGUAAGACGCACAAUUCACAACCUGUUAUCUUCUAUAUCAAAUGCUAAAAUACCUGAAAGGACAAAAAUCGAUGCCUUAGAGAGGGGAAACGUUCAGUUCUUCACAACAUGCAUAGAAACUGGAGCUUUGGAUUACCUCAAACAACUCCAAACAGGGACAAAUGAAACUCUCACAGCUAGGAAACAAGAGGGAGGGGAAGAAAUAAUUGGCGGUGAUGUUGAGGGCACAAAACUGUUACUAAAGAAAAGGCAGUCUCUGUUUGAACGUUCUGUUAAUGAAACUGACAUCAUCUCAGGAGAUGUGCAUAAUACAAUUAAAGUCUUAAUGACAGGGCCUCAGUGUUCAUCUAAUAAGACACAGAAAGAAGAGAUUAUGAAAGGUGAUUUGAAAUCAACCCUAAAUUCUCUCAACCAGGCCAUGAAUCAGAAAAUAAUGGCUAAAACAGAAGAAAUCAGAAAAGGUGAGUUGGACACACUGGAGUCAAGUGACAGACAGAAGGAAUCUAAACAAUCUGGUAGCAUCCCUAGUGAUAUUGAGCAAGCUAUUGAGUGCCUGGAGAAGGCUACAAAUACAAGGACUGAAAUACUGAAAAAAGAGUUGAUACUAGAUGAUCUUGAAACAUCAUUAAGGUCUUUGAAAGAAGCACAAUGGGGUUUCAAAGAAGUUGAUAAGGCAGGCAUAACCAAAGAAGAUGCACUGCCUGGGAUAGCAGGAUUCUCAGAAAGACAAAAAACAGGAAUUAAUCCAGCAGCUGUCCAGAGAGACAAAAAAAGUCUUCUUCAACCAAUGCCAGGACCAUUUGAGCCAAUAACCAGGCAGCAAGCAGGACCAGGCACUCUCAAUGAAACUACCCAGAAAUCCUACCACCGGUCUUUAAUAGAAGAAAUAUCUGAGGCUAAUCUUCCCAGAGCCCCUAAGGGCACUGUAAAAAUUGUCAUUGAUCGUGAACAAAACAAUGAUGCUCUUGAGAAAAGCCUUAGGAGGAUGUCUAACUCAGAACACAGAGCUAUGAAAAGUGUCUUAGACAUGAGUGACAGAAUGGGCAUCUCGACUGAGAGCAAAGAAUAUCUGUGUGGUGGCAAGGAUAUGGGCAAACAGGUAACUGCAACCACCUCAAUGAAGGAAAAUCUGAAAACCAAGGAAUCAGAGAAUGUGAUAGAUUCAAAGGAUGAUAUCUUUAACUUCACCCAGUCUGUGGAUAAAAUGUUUAGAAAGCAGCAGACUCAAACUUGUGAACUAAGGAAUGACCACCAAAAGUCUCAGUUCCAGGAUUCCUAUAGGAAGAGUCAAAAUAAUACCAAAAACAUGAAUAUAUCAUCAGUGGUACAAAGUUAUACACCAAAUCCCACUCAACAUCUUAUCAAUAAGACAGCUGGAGAAAUGCAUAAGACGACAAGGGACUUUCAGAAGCAAACCUUCCUAAGCCAGGAAACACGGUAUUCUCAUAAAGAUACAAAGAAAAAUGACAGGGACCUUCAACCUUUGCCUGCAGAUAAGGAUGUACACAAUGUAACAGGAGUAGGAGUCUCUGGGAAAAGCCACAAAAAAUUUCAGGCAACUGACAAAGAACAGAAAAUUGAUGUUUGUCUAGAAAGCCAGGACUUUCUAAUGAAGACAAAUACUUCCAAAGAGUUGAAAAUGGCAAUGGAGAGGUCCUUUAAUCCAAUCAACCUUCACCCCGAGUAUAAUAUAAAAGAAAACGAGGACUCCCUUCCACCUCCAUCUCCCCCUCCUCCUCCACCUUCCAAUGCAUCAUCUGAAAUUGAAUUUCCUCUCCCCCCUCCACCACCUUUAAUGCUGUUGCCUGAAAAAGAUGAGUUUCUUCCCUCAUCAUCCACAGAGAAGACAAAGACUGAAUUUGAAAGCUUCCCAAGUCUCCCUCUUCCUCCACCACCAGUAGAUGAGAAAUCUGAAAGAGAAUGUCUGUCAGCAUCCCUACCACCUCCUCCAAAGCCAUCACAAGCCUCCUCUGUCCCAGAAAAUCAAAGUGAAGCAUUCACACAGCAAUAUUCCCAAAGAGAAGCCUCAGGCUCUCAGCAAAUUCACUCUCAGGCUAACACCCUAACAGGGAAGUCACCACCUCCUACACUUCCCAAACCCAAAUUUCCCAAGAGAAUUAAAGAUAAAAUGAGCCAGCAGUCCCCAAAUGGUGAAUUGGGAAGAUCUCUGUCAGAUAUGGAAAUUAAAACUACUCUUUCAAAGGAUCAGAAAAGAUCAAUGGUGGCAACGAGCAGUAAGCACACAGAGACACAGCAGGAAGCAUCCAGAAAAUGUCUUGAUGAAAGAAAACAGCUGUCCAUCCACUCAGCACACUCUCUCUCUCAGACAGCUCCAGAAAUCCCAGCACUCAAAGGAAAACAGACAGCACCCCUUGUUAAAUCCCACUCAUUUCCAUCAGGUUCAGAACAACAAAGUCCAAAGCCUUAUGUGAGAAAAUUUAAGACGCCUUUAAUGAUAGCUGAAGAAAAAUACAGACGGCAAAAGGAAGAGACUGAGAAACAGAGACAGGAGAAUUCUUGCCACAGCAUUGUUCAAACAGAAACCUACCACCAAAACAUAUCAGAGAGAGAGAAAGAAUUAGCAUCACACAAAGCAGGUGAGGCAGUCCCCAUACCCAGAAAGGAUUUGGAUUUGACUAGGGCACAAUCCAACCUGGACUCUAAGAACAGGGCUGUGUUUGCAGGCAUGAGUUCUGACAGCCAGCUCUCCACAGCUUCUGCCUUGGCGGUUGCUACUGAGAGGCUCCAGCAUGUUCUAGCAGCUUCAGAAGAUAAGUGUACCAUUAGAAAGGAAGGCAUACAAAGCUCAAAGGACAUGCUGCAAUUGAAAUCAGCUUGUGAAAUUAGCCAGAGUCACAAUGACAGUAAGACACAACAAACACUUGAGCAACAUAUGGAGAACUUGCCCUUUCCCCAAAGCAAACCAAUUUUCCCAAGUUUCAAAGUGAAAACUAUCAAGCUACCAACUCUAGAUCAUACAUCGACUGAAACAGAUCUCACUUCUGAAAGUCACAUAAAGCAAUCUGAAAUUGACAUCCAAACCAUUGCUAAACCAAUGAAUCAGGAAAUCAAGAAGACCCAAGCAAGGGCACAAUGUGAUAAUAAGCAAUCUGUGCCUGAAAAAUCUUCUCAAUUACCUAAAACAGAGAAAAGAGUGACAGUGCAAAUGCCUGAAGACUACUCAGAGAAAAAUCAAGAGAAUAAGCUCAAAACAGUUCCCAAGAGACAGAGGGGGUUUGGGGAGUUUGACAGAGAGAGUGAAGAAAGGAAUCAGGACUUAUCAAUGAGCAGGUCAAAAGAAGACAGAUUAAUAGUUGAAAGAAAACAAGAAGAUCUGCAGGACCAGCGAGUACCAAGGUUAGUCCAGCAAAAGAUUAUCGAUGCAUGUCUGGACUCACAGACUCAGAAUUUUCAGCAAACACAAAUACAAGCUUCUGGAAGUACAGUUGAGAAAAAAUGUCUUAGAGACAACGACAUGCAACAGAGACAUGUCUCUCCUAACACUGAAGAUUCGAAACAAGAGAUUACACAGAAUAAAUCUCCAUUUUCCUCUGUGAAAGGAUCCCAGCACGAUGAUGGAAAAUGUGGCAUAAAUAUAUUGGAAUUCUUGAGAAAACGUGAAGAACUACAGCAGAUUUUGUCUAGAGUAAAACAGUUUGAAGCAGAGUCAAAUAAAAGUGGCCUUAAAACAUUUCAGACACUGUUAAAUAUUGUUCCAGUAUGGCUGAUAAGUGAAGAAAAAAGAGAAUAUGGAGUUCGUGUUGCCAUGGAGAAUAAUUUAGAAAAAGUCAAAGAAGAAAUAGCACAUAUUAAAACUCAAGCAGAGGAUAUGCUUAUGCACUGUGAACAUAUAAUUCAAACAGCCAUGAUGGCCUCACAAACAGGAAAGCAGAAAGAUAAGCGUACCCAUCUUAAUGAAAUGUCAUUGAAAGUGUCUAAUGUUAAUGCCAACUCUAAUAAAUGCACUGAACAGAAAGAAAAUAAAAUUGUAGAAGAAAAAUUAUCAUCACACCACCAAGUAGCAACUACUCAUAAUCCUGCUAGCACACAUCAGGAGACUAAGGGAGGAGAUAAUAAGAUUGCUCCUCCCUCUUUGAAAACUCGCCCACCAUCACCAACGUUCAUUACAAUAGAGUCCACUGCCCGACGAGCAGAAGCCUCCACUAAGAGUGAGCUUUCGCAGUCCCCUAAAAAGAACAGUUGUACUGAACCUCCACCCCGAAGACCCACAGAGCAAACAUCUAGACUUCACAGAACAUGCACCUCCCCAUCCCCACCAAGGAGUCGCUCAGAACAACUGGUUAGACUCAAAGACACCACGGCCAGGCUAGCCAAAGGUACCAUCCCAUGUUCGUCAGGGACCCCAGUUCCAAUUGUAGAGAAGAGAUCUGAAGUUGUCAUGUCUCCAGCCACACUCCGCAGGCAAAUUAAGAUAGAAAGUCAUGCCAGGGACUCUCCUCCCACCAUCACAAUACCUGUAAGUGUAAACCAUGUCGUUAGUGGUUCCUUCAGAGACUCUGUGGAAGCUCAAGAGGCAAUGAGGAAGAUAGAGCAAAAGGAGACUUACAUUCAUAAAGAUGAAAUGAAUUCGAUCAACAACACAAUGCCAGCGACAGAAAGCUAUGAUGCAGUUGAGAUCAUCCGCCAGGUGGAAGGGCCUCGCCUAUCAGAACACACAGAGAGAUUUGAAGCCGCCAAUCAAACAGUUCAAAUGGCUGAACGUUUUCUGAAUGGCCAUGAAAACGAAAUAAACAGAUGGUUUAGGGAAUUUGAGAAUGUCCCAGUUUUCGGAGCAAAGACAGAGAGAAGAGCUUAUGCAAAUGGUGAAAUAAACCACAACAUGAAACAAGAGAGUCACACAUUUUGUAAGGAGGAAUUUGGAUUAGCAUCUUCUGGAAAUGCUAAUUUUACAGGCUUUUCAUACAGACAUCCUAGAGAGCGCCAAGAAGUUCCAGCUAUGCAGCCCAGGGUUCACUCUGAAGCAAGGUCUCUGAGUGAGCAUUUCUUAGGUUUGGAUGCAUUUGACCAUCAGAUUGUUGAGUCAAAGGUGGCAACCUCAUCCUCACGUAGCUCAGAAGCUGGCAGGUCUGGCUUUGACUUCAAGCAUGCCCCACCAACCUAUGAAGAUGUGAUCGCUGGCCAUAUCCUAGAUCUUUCAGAUUCACCUACAAAUCUCAGAAGAGAUUUUCAGAAGACAUGGCAGGAGAGUGAGAGGGUUUUUCAGCACCUGGGAUAUGAAACCGCAGCUGCACAAGCACCUGAAAUGAAUAGGGCCUUCCAGGAGGAAUCUGCCUUUAUAAGUGAAACUGCUGGUCCAAGACAAGGAAACCUGCAUAAUUUGUCAAAAGACAGUUUAUCCAAUGGAGCGCCUCAUAGCAGAUCAGCAGAAUUUUCAUAAAUCUUGUUUCAGAUGCCAUCACUGCAGCAGUAAACUGAGUUUGGGAAAUUAUGCAUCACUCCAUGGACAAAUAUACUGCAAGCCUCACUUUAAACAACUUUUCAAGUCUAAAGGAAAUUAUGAUGA